AUGGGCAAUUGGAGUCGAGAAGGGAUUGGGAUGGAGGAGAAGUGGGAAAUGAGAGGACAGACGGUGCAUGAGUUUGGAGUACGUGUGUGGAUUUUGAUUGAUUGUGUGCAGCGCGCGGAAGGCCCCGCAAUUCGGGAAGCGCACCAAGCCCUUUUGAACAGCCGAACGCCAACCGAUAUAACUCGAUUGUCCUCGACGUAUCGAUGUAACCGAUUGCGGAGGAGCGGCGUGCGAGGCGGGGAGGGGCGCGGCGGCCGCGAGGGGCCGUGGCCGUGGCCUCCGCUGUGGGGAAGUGGGGCAGCAGCGGCCAGUGACCGCGAGGAAAGUAUCUCGCUGAGCGCUCGGCGCGCACGCGACUUUGAGCCUUGGCGCCCCGGCCGCACGGCGCACAGCGGCGCGCGCCGCCCGCGCCGCGCCGCAGGAAAAGUGCGUGCGGAACGACUGAAACUUCUUAACAAAAGAAGAAAUUGGGCAUCUCCAUUGGCUCGCCUUCGUGAGCGUCUUCGCUGGUCGGCGCAGGCGCGUUGCGUUUGCUCUCGAGCGGCGGCGGCGGGCGAGUGCGUCCGCGCGGGAUCUGGAGCAGUGGAGCAGGCAGGUAACGCCUGUGACGUCACGCGGCCGGUCGUCGACCCCGGCCGCGCCGCCCGCCGCGCCGCGCCGCCCGCGCCGCGCCGCAACACCCACACGACUCGAAAAACGACGCUCCAAGUUACGGGCACCACACGCUUUUUAAUUGACGGGUUCGACUUUGAACUGUAUCUGCACCGGAUUCCUUCGUUCGGUGAAGACUCAAGGUGCGGAGGUGCGGCGCAUUCACCUGCAAGAGGAGCGUGGACAGCACUGACCAGCAAAUCCCUCGGCAACCAGAGAAAACCACCUCGACAAACCGAGGGAAAUACAAUUCAACAAGAGGUCAGUAACCAUUGUGGCGGAGGGGUCCCGUUGAGGCUAGUGCGCGCGGCGGCCGCCAGGGCGCGGGCGGCGCGGGGCGCGGGGCGGAGCGGGGCCGGCCGAGCGGAGCGGAGCGGCAGAAGCGGCGAGCGGCCCCAGGCGCACACAGCCCGACAGCAACCGCGGCGGCACCGCACCGCGCAUAACCUCACUCCUCGCAGGAUAUUCACCUCGCCCACGCGCAGCCAGUGUGUACGUAUUGUUUCACCGGAAGAUGCGGUCACACACAAUCAAUUAGUUCGCAAGAAGCUCUUAACGGCGCCGGCGGAGGCAGCGAUGGUGGAGGGCGCUGAC
Molecule: messenger RNA, 1245 nt
Organism: Gryllus bimaculatus (two-spotted cricket)
Lineage: Eukaryota; Metazoa; Arthropoda; Insecta; Orthoptera; Gryllidae
Source: the annotation of a GenBank genome assembly